AUGUCUCUGUCCGUCCACCCCGCAACCACCGCCGACAUCCCUCGCAUCCUCGACAUCCAAUCCGCCUCGCUCAAGCAAAGCGGGUUCUUCCGUGCAUGUGGUGAAAUCAGCAACCCCGAUGGCCUCCAGGAUCAUGAUCAAAUAUAUCCCGAACCUCGACGCCGAGAACUUCAGGCAAAACGCCUCAUCCAACUGAUGCAGAAUGACCCGGGAUUCUACUUGCUUAAAUGCGUCGAUGACGAGACAGGCGAGAUCCUAGCGUUUGCAAAGUGGAAUGUUUACGUUGGCGGGCCUGAAGCACUGGAGAGGUGGAGGGAACAGGUGAAGACGGGUGAAGAUAUGGUCGUUCCGGAGGGAGCGAAUGUGGAGGGAUAUAGAUAUUGUAUGGGGAAGCUGUUUGAAAAUCGGAAAUUGUUCUUUGGCGAAGGGCGAGAGAAUUGUGUGCUUGCAUUGUUGGCUACUGAUCCAGCGCAUGAGCGUCGCGGCGCAGAGGCGUAUCUGGAGGCCUCGCAGAAGGGAUAUCCCGUCUACCUACGACGCGGGUUUGAGGUAAUCCCGUCAACUGAAAAGCAAUCUGCGGACCUGCACUUUGAUGCUAGCAAAUUUACUGGUAGAGGCCUAGGGGAAGGAGGACAGGGAGACUGGGCGAGACUGAAGUUGAUGGUACGAAAGCCGAAGUCCAUGCAAGUAUGA
Arthroderma uncinatum is the source of this 693-nucleotide messenger RNA. Its product is annotated as acetyltransferase, GNAT family. The coding region runs from base 1 to 693 and encodes 230 amino acids. Lineage: Eukaryota; Fungi; Ascomycota; Eurotiomycetes; Onygenales; Arthrodermataceae. The record is from RefSeq and is a predicted model, not a curated record. The transcript has 3 exons.